AUGGCUCAUUCGAGGCGCUCACCACACCAUAGAGUAUCUUCGUCGUCGACCAGCUCACCAUCAUCUUCCCGCAAGAAAUAUUACCUUAGGCGCGCCACAUCCCGUUUAGUUUCCCACGAGGCAAUCCCGUCAAUAUCCUCUCCAGUUGCUCAACGGCCCGUCCUGGCUGCUCUUCAUCCCAACCUUCGCCGCUUGCCCUCACGAAUUUUCGCCCAAAAGGAUCAAGAGAAAAACAUGCGCGAGUCAAGUCAUAUUGUUCAAGUAGGCGCCAAGCGAAAACGCGUCGCGAACACUAAUGAAAACGCGCGCACUUAUGGCACGCGUUCUGGCCGGCUGAAGCGCCUUCGGUCCGCUUCUGGCACCACGAAACAUUACUCUUCAACCAGCGAAGAGAGUGGGUCGGAUCUCGGCGAGAUGGAAGUUGACUCCCCUUCCGAACAACGUUCUGAUGACUCAGAACCGGGUGAUCAAGAAGAAGAACAGGAGGAGGAUGCAGAACAGGAAGAGGAGGAGGAGGACGGUUCGACGGAUGAUUGCCUCCUCCACUCUGCCCCACUCAACCGACUUAAUCGUCUUCGCAAACCCGAUCUUAUUCGCUUGUACAAUGUCGCUGGCUUGCCAGAUGAUCCUGAAUUACUUACCAAGUCUGAGAUCACAGACGCAAUUGUCGCUGCCCGAGACGACGUAGCAUCGCUUCCCCCCUCUUCUCCGCCAGGUAAGGGAGACGGUGCAUCGUCAGAUUACUCAAGCGACGAUGGUAAUGUUGCAGGUGACGAGGAAACCGAUGUUGGCUCUCAGUUGACGCAGUCAGGACCUGGGACACUGCGGAGACGUGUAACGCAUGACUGGGGCAAAACAAUCGGACGUCCACUCAAGGGCCGUAGUUUAUCUAUGGGACACUUAUUGGGACCUGUGGAAGGGUCAAACCCGGUUGGCUUACAGCGUAAGUCCUCGACACGAUUGAGUGGUGAUUCAGGUGGCAGCAGUUCGCGACGGAGAACAUCCAACAGGUCUUCUCCCACAACUUCCACCGCUCCAUCAACCACAGUACAAUCUCCACCUGCCACCCGUUUGCGAUCGCGCAAAGUAUCUACCUCAACCUCUGUUGCCAACGCUCAAUAUACAGCUCCUACGUCUCCGAGUACGAGCAAAGGGAAAGGAAAAGGCAAGGCGAAGCAAGUUGAAUUCAGCAAUGAGGUAGACGUUCUUCCUACAACUCCUCCAAAGCGCUCCAUCAAAGAGAGGGAGAAGGAAAGGGAACACUUUUUGACGCUUGGUGAUGAAAGCGAUCUCACCGAGCUUGAGGAACUUGAGCAAUCUUUGAGCACAUGGCAGAAUCAGGUCAGCCCUCGACGAUUACGUAGCAAGGAUCGGGAUAUAGAGAAGACAAAGGAGAAGGAUGGCGAGCAACAUGGUCAGGACGUAACCCCUGUCGCCAAAGGGCGACGCGCGAAGAAGGGUGUUUCUAACCGACCAGAAGUGCCUCCUUUGAAUGGGGAGGUUAACGGGAAGAACCUACGGAUAACUCCUAGUCGCAAAGCGAAAGGGAAAAUCGGAAGUCCAAGGGAGUCAGAGAUUGAGGAAGAACAUUUGGAUGAAGAUGAAGAGGAUCAGCUCGUGGAAGAAGAGGAGGACGAGGAAGUAGGGGAGGAUCAAGACCUAGAGGAAGAAGAGGAAGUGGACGAGCUUGUAUCGUCUGCUUCCAUAACACCACCCCAUUCCAUCGGACGACGCACUCCGCUCAGACGGCGGCUAAGGCCAAGGCGGACACAACCAACAUCGACGCGGAGUGACAAUGACGCCGCUGACGAGGGCGAUGAUGAAGGGGAGGGGGAGCCAGAGGAGGAGAUUGAGGAUGAGGUUCAGUAUGAGGACGAGGAGGUUGAGGAAGAGGACGAACCAGUCAGCUCUGUUGAGCCUAGGAAGUUGCGAAGUGGAAAGAUCGUUGGGGAAGAGGAUGUGGAAAUGGAGGCCGAGGAGGAGGAUGUAGGGGAUGAGGAGGCAGAAGAGGAUGGUAAUGAUGUUGAGGAGGAUGGUGACGAUGAGGAAGAUGCUGAGGAUGAAGUAGAAGAGGAUGGGGAUGUUGAGGCGGAGGAUGUCGAUGUCGACGCCGAUGGUGAUACCGAUGAGACUAUGGAAGAAGAUGUUGAUUUGACCGUCGCCACAGCUAGGACGCUGGUACGCCUUCGCAGAGACGAUCUAGUCCGCCUCUGCGAGACCCGAGACCUUGACCCGGUGGGAACCAAACCCCAGCUUGCAGAGGCCCUUCUUCAGUGGCGUGAUCGGCACGCCAAUGAUUUCUCUUCACCCUCCUCCACAGGAACAGUUCGGCCGCCAUCUACUAGCAGGAAGCGCCGUCGAACGAAGGGAAGACAACAGUCCAGCGCCAGGACCACUCCAGUAUUGCCCUGUUCUGAGCAAAUACAACCUGACGAGACGCCCAUUCCUAGCAAAGAGAAGGAGGACGAGCUUGAGCUUGAUCUUGAAAGCUUGGGUUUAGAAGAUAGGGAGAUACCUCCCGAAAAGCUGCAGAAGCUUGAGAAGAUCGGAAGUGGAGGCUUUAAGGACGUCUUUAUCGGCAAAUUCAAGGGUCGAAGAAUCGCUAUUUCCGAAUUCAGAGGACAGUUGAGUUCGAUGGAUAUCAAAGAGCUCAAACUUCUUGGAGGGUUCGACCAUCCAAAUAUCGUGAGAUUUCUUGGGGUUAGUAUACCGGAGAACACGAAAGAGACCCCAGUCAUGAUUGUUAGCGAACUCUGCUCAAAUGGUGACCUAUUCGAUUACGUCCGAAAUGUGGGCCCUCCAAGCCUUCACAAAGUGCUAAUGAUGAUGCUGGAUAUCGCCCAAGGGUUGGAAUACCUUCACAAGCGAAAGCCAUCUAUCAUUCAUAGGGAUUGCAAGUCUUCUAAUAUCCUCAUCACGGCCAAGGGGAUUGCGAAGAUUGCAGACUUUGGGCUUGCCAAGGUGAAGCAGUCAACACGAUCCAUGGUUCGCAGCUUGGUCGGUACUGUCAACUGGCAAGCGCCAGAACUCUGGCAUGCGCACCCGAAAUAUAACCAUAAAGUGGAUGUAUUCUCUUGCGCAAUGGUGUUCUGGGAGAUGCUUCAGUGGCAUCUUCCGAACAAGAAAUUCCCCUGGGAGGGAAUGAAUGAGCAUGCCAUUUAUGAAGUAGUCGGAACAAAACGGCAGCGUCCGCCAUUGACUGGCCUUCGAAAACAGUGGUGUCCAGAGAUAGUUGAUCUCAUAGAGCGCAUGUGGGCACAAGAACAUGCCGACCGGCCCACAAUGUCGGAAGUGGUAGAAGCACUUCAAGAAUUGGUGUCCACACACUAA
Laccaria bicolor S238N-H82 is the source of this 3330-nucleotide messenger RNA. RefSeq lists its product as uncharacterized. Lineage: Eukaryota; Fungi; Basidiomycota; Agaricomycetes; Agaricales; Hydnangiaceae. Gene Ontology annotation, molecular function: protein kinase activity; ATP binding. The transcript is spliced from 9 exons. Gene Ontology annotation, biological process: protein phosphorylation. The coding region runs from base 1 to 3330 and encodes 1109 amino acids. The record is from RefSeq and is a predicted model, not a curated record.